Molecule: messenger RNA, 1335 nt
Organism: Gracilinanus agilis (Agile Gracile Mouse Opossum)
Lineage: Eukaryota; Metazoa; Chordata; Mammalia; Didelphimorphia; Didelphidae
Gene: P2RX2
Product: purinergic receptor P2X 2
Exons: 13
Coding region: 1-1335 (444 amino acids)
Biological process (GO): response to ATP; monoatomic cation transmembrane transport; regulation of DNA-templated transcription
Cellular component (GO): nuclear inner membrane; plasma membrane
Molecular function (GO): purinergic nucleotide receptor activity; ATP binding; extracellularly ATP-gated monoatomic cation channel activity
Source: RefSeq, a predicted model, not a curated record
AUGUGGCUGCAAACUUCAUCCAGGAGGAGAGGAGGUACCCACACUGCUCAAAGAAAGCUUUACAAAGACGUGAUGCUGGAGAACUUUGAGAAUUUGGGGCGGGACAAGAGUGUGGCGGGACCAACCGAAACUGGGCAAAAUAAGGGUGGGGGCAGAGACCCGGGGCACAAAGGAGUAGUUACGAGUUUUGUGGGGCGGGACAAGAACGUGAAGGGGCGGGGACAACGGAGAUUAGGCGAAAAAGUAGGGGCGGGAGCAAGGUAUGUAUUUAUCAUUCAGAAAGGCUAUCAGGACAGUGAGACUGGUCCUGAGAGCUCUGUCAUCACCAAAGUCAAGGGCAUCACCAAGUCCCAGAACAAAGUAUGGGAUGUAGAAGAGUACGUCAAACCUCCUGAGGGGGGCAGUGUGUUUACCAUCAUUACUCGGGCAGAAAUCACUCCCUUCCAGACCCUGGGAACCUGCCCAGAGAGUAUACGGAUUCGUAAUGCCACCUGCUUAUCUGAUGAUGAUUGCAUGGCUGGAGCAAUGGACAUGCUGGGCAAUGGAGAGAAAACUGGACGCUGUGUUCCCUAUUACCAUGGGACCAAGAAGACAUGUGAGGUGUCAGCCUGGUGCCCUGUGGAGGAUGGAGCAGCAGUCAGUGAGUUCCUGGGAAAGAUGGCCCCCCAGUUCACCAUCCUCAUCAAGAACAGCAUACAUUACCCCAAAUUCCAAUUUUCCAAGGGGAACAUCAGGGACUAUGAUGAUGGCUACCUGAAGCACUGCAUCUUCAAUGCUGACACCGACCUCUACUGUCCCAUAUUUAAGUUGGGCUUCAUUGUGGAACAGGCAGGAGAGAACUUCACAGAGCUGGCCCAAAAGGGUGGAGUCAUUGGGGUCAUUAUCAAUUGGAACUGUAACCUGGACUUGUCUGAAGACAAGUGUAAUCCCAAAUAUUCCUUCCGCCGGCUCGACCCUAAGCAUAUCCAGGCUUCCUCUGGCUACAAUUACAGAUUUGCUAAGUACUACAGCCACAAUGGCACAGCCUCGAGGACUCUCAUCAAGGCCUAUGGGAUCCGAAUUGAUGUUAUUGUACAUGGACAGGCCGGGAAGUUUAGCCUGAUUCCCACCAUCAUUAACCUGGCCACAGCGCUGACUUCCAUUGGAGUGGGCUCUUUCCUCUGCGACUGGAUCUUACUGACCUUCAUGAACAAGAAUAAGAUCUACAGUCACAGAAAGUUCGACAAGAUGGUGGAUACGCAGGAUCCGAAUAGUGAAGAACAAGGGCCUUCCGGCCCACAGGCUUCUUCCCAGGACUCCAUACCCAUGGAACCCAAAGGCUUGGCCCAGCUCUGA